Molecule: messenger RNA, 5295 nt
Organism: Salvelinus namaycush (lake trout)
Lineage: Eukaryota; Metazoa; Chordata; Actinopteri; Salmoniformes; Salmonidae
Product: transcription intermediary factor 1-alpha-like
Exons: 18
Coding region: 500-3760 (1086 amino acids)
Molecular function (GO): zinc ion binding; protein binding
Source: RefSeq, a predicted model, not a curated record
ACUGCGUGAGUUUAUUUUUUUUUCGGGCGGAGAUAAUGUUGUUUGCACAAAUGGUAGCAAGAAAUUUCCAUUGAUAGAAGUUUGUAUUGCAUGUUUAUUGUACAAAAUUACUAUUAUGUGUCCUCUACUAUUGUUCAGUUUUAUUGACACUAGGCAGCUAUUUGAUAACUAAGUUGCGUCAUCCUUCGUAGUAGCAAAUGUGUCAUCUAGCUAACGUUAGCCAGCUAGCUUCCCAACCGCAGAGUUAAACAUUUUAAAUUAAUGUUUUUAUACUAACGUUGGCUAAACCUGCCAUUACUGGGGGUCAUUUCGGAAGGUAUUAUUAUGUAUGAACUAUGAACUUUGCUCGUGCAAGACAUGCCCAGCUGAUUUCGACGUUAACAGAAUAGACUGUAGAGAGACUAGCUAACAUUAGCUAGUAUCCGCUAGCUAGCUAACAGUGAUUGGUUUCCAAGCACCCAAGUCCAUCUUGAAUAGGCACACAGCUACAACAGAGACAAUGGAUGAGAGCCCAGAAGCUGCUGUGGACAACGAUGACCUUGUUAUUAUUGUGGAAAACGAGGCAGAGAGCUUGCCAGCUGAAGAGGAGAGGGCGAAACAGCUAGGAGGUAGCCUCGGUCUCAUGGACACUUGCCCUGUCUGCAAGUUGAAUUUCCACAACAGAGAGCCGAAACUUCUGCCAUGCCUCCACUCUUUCUGCAAUAAGUGUCUUCCACCUCCUUCAAGGAACUUAAUCAACACUGAACAACGGCGCGACCCGCAACUUCAAGUGGACAACUCGAAACCACUCAAUGUGAUCCGCUGCCCAGUGUGUCGACAAGAGUGCUGGGAGGUGGAGGUGCUCGAUAACUUCUUUGUGAAGGACUCUGUGGAGGUUCCCAGCAGCACAGUGGAGAAGACCAGUCAGGUGUGUAUGAGUUGUGAUGACAACACAGAGGCCACGGGGUUCUGUGUGGAGUGUGUGGAGUUCCUGUGUGUGACGUGUAUUGAGGCCCACCAGCGAGUCAAGUUCACCAGGGAUCAUACCAUACGGCAGAAAGAGGAGAUGUCCCCAGAGGCUGUUGGUGCAACCACACAGAAGCCAGUGUUUUGUGACAUCCACAAGCAGGAGCCCCUCAAGCUGUUCUGUGAGACCUGCGACCGUCUCACAUGCAGAGACUGUCAGCUGCUCAAGCACAAGGACCACAAUUACCAGUUCCUUGAAGAUGCCUACAGAAACCACAGGCAACACCUGGAAAACAUGACACAUCAGCUACAGGAGAAGAGGAAAGCCAUAGAAGAAGUGUCCAACUGCAUCAACAAUGGACUCCAGCAAGUCGAUGAAAACCGCAAGUCUGUCACCAAUGAGAUAAAGAAGUCAAUUUGCAACUUGAUCAUGGAGAUCAACAGAAAGGGAAAAAUCUUGGUCAAUCAACUUGAGACACUGACGAAGGACCACGAGGUCGGACUGAAGAAACAACAAGAAGAUGUCAGCCACCUGACCAGACAUCUAGAUCACGUCAUCAACUUCACCAAGUGGGCCACAGCCAGUCACAGUGGCACAGCUCUGCUGUACUGCAAGAGACUGAUUCUUUGCCAAAUCCAUUACCUAAUGAGGGCCAACUGCAACGCAUCCAUCGUCCCUCAGAGCUCAGUCCGCUUCCAGUGUCGCUCCGGUUUCUGGGCCUCAAAUGUCGACCUUGGGUCUUUAGCAGUAGAGAGAAUUCCUGGUCGUCAGCCCAGUUCCAUUCAGCAGGGCUUCCCUCCUGGCCACCCCAGCCAGCCUGGCCCCGGCCCUAGAGUAGAGGUCCCUCCCGGGGCCUUCCCUCCAGGCUCCUCCGCUCACCAGCGUGGGAGCACCCUGGCCCAGCUCCAGCUGCAGGUAGAGAAGCUUGCCCAGCACCCCAACAGGGCUGGACAGCCCCCUCCCAACCAUUGGUCCUGGUACCAGCAGGGUCUGAAGCUCCCAGGGCCGGGGCCAGGUCCAGGGGGCCCACCUCCACAGAGGCCCCACCAGGGGGGUUCUCCAUCGCAGGGUCCCCCCAACAUGGUCCAGAUCCAGCAGCCAGGCCGGAGUUACGGACCCCCCGGCCCCCAAACCCAUCCCAACCCCAGGAGCCCCACCUCUAUGCUGCAAAACGCAGGCUUCCCCCCUCAGUCUCUAAGGGAUCUCAUCCACAACUCCAGCUUCCCUCCCAAACCAAUGGAUGUGCUACAGGGUACCUCCCGCUACUCUCAUGCACCUCCUAACACAGGACCCAUCAGCACUCAAGCCUCUAUACACCAGCGUAACAUGAUGGAAGCUGCACAACUGAGGAGGAGUGACCCCAGUGGAUCUUCAUCAUUGUCCAUGUCCAACCCCAGAGCUAGUUAUGCUCCGAGCCUAGCCACUGCCUUCCCAGACAGACAUUCACAAGGAAGACAGAAUUCCCCCAUGUCCAAAUCUUCCUCCUCUGAAGCCAACAUAGGGUCUGCUUCCUGGAAGCGCACAGAGCCUCAUGCUGCGGCUCCCCCCUCAGCUAAGCGGAGGCGAAGGUCGUCCCCCGGACCAAUCAUCGUCAUCAAGGACGAACCAGAGGACGAUGACGAAGUCAGCUUUUCUAGUGUUGGAGCCUCAGCCAGCCUGCCAGACAAGACCCAGGUAGAGCUAGAGGCAGACCCCCAACCAGACCGAGAAAAGGCCCCAGGUGUCCCUGAAGAUGACCCGAAUGAAGACUGGUGCGCCGCAUGUCAGAAUGGGGGAGAAGUGCUCUGCUGUGACAGAUGUCCCAAAGUCUUCCAUCUGAACUGUCAUAUACCUUCACUUAGAGAGUCUCCCAGUGGUGAGUGGUUCUGUUCGUUCUGUCGUGACCUGGCCAGUCCUGAGAUGGAGUAUAACCCAGAUAGCCAGGGAGAAUCACCAGCCAUGAAGGAAGAGCCAGGAUCAGAGAGAUUCCCUCCAGUUGAUAAGAGGAAAUGUGAGAGACUGUUGCUCUGCAUCUACUGCAACGAGUUCAGUACAGAUUUCCAGGAGCCUGCCUCACCGUUGUCAGUCCCAGAGUAUAAGGAGCUGAUUGAGACUCCAAUGGACCUGUCUAUAGUGAAGAGCAGGCUGGAGUCUAAGGAGAGCCCACGUUACUGCAGUGCUGAGGAGUUUGUCAAGGAUGUCAGGCUCAUAUUCAGGAACUGUGCAAAGUAUUACCAGGCAGACACUGAGGUGGGAGGUGCAGGACUGAGCCUGGAGGAGUACUUUGAAGAGCAGCUGAAGCUCCUCUACCAAGACAGGAGCUUCCCUGGGGGCAGAGAGGAGGGCAUGAUACCCCCUGUGGAGGACGAGAUGGAAGAAGGGAUGGAAGAUGACGGGAUGGCUCCUAACGAAGGGGAUAUGCCCCCAGUCGAGGACGAUCUAACACCUGUUGAAGAAGGGAUGCCUUCUAUGGAGAAAGAAGGAAUGGAAGAGGCUCCUGUGGAAGGAGGGAUGGAGGAAGAAGGGAUACCUCCUUUAGAAGAGAGCAUGGAAGAGGAAGGGGAAGAGACUUCUCCAGUGAAAGGAGACUCACCACCUGCUGAUGCUACUGAACCAGUAGAUCCAUCAACAAGGGGUGCAUCAUCACCCAACCUUCCCAGCAAGGAUGCUCCUCAACCCCUCUCAGAUACCCCAGACAACCCUCCCUGCGAGGAGGCCCCCCAACCCCUCUCAGAUACCCCAGACAACCCUCCUGACAACAGCCCUGCUGCAGGCUUAGCCACAGAAAAUGAGGGGACGACUAAAGAAGUGCGAGACGAAGCAGAAGAGGAAUGAUUCUUGUUCUUCCACUGUAAAUUGGACGGACAAUAAAGCUUUUAGAAUUAUCUAUAGGUUCUGUUGUCUGAAAAUACAGGGUGACCUCUUUGCUGCGUCAUAUACUUUUUGAUAUGAUUUUCAAUAAUAAAUAAACAGAAAACUGGGACGUUUAACAGGGUACAGAGGUGGACAAUGAAUGCACAAAUGUUUGUCUUGUUACAAAGCAAUGUAGCUACAUGUAUGAACUAGUAAUGCACAGACUGUUCUGUCUGCUGAGAUUGAGAAGUUACAAUCAUGCUGUAACUGAUGAACUUUCUACAAUAACAAUCAUAACACAAAUAAUGUCCAUUAUUGAUAAAUUGUCUGAAAUUUUCCAUGUUGGCUUUUGUAAAGAUGAAUGCCAUAUAAUACUGUAUAUUUAAAAUAAUGUAAGUGAUUUUAUUUAUCCAACUCUAAAGAAAAAUAACUGCAAAGACAGAACUCCAUGAAAACCAUAGCCCUUACAUCCCCGUCUUAACUCAAACGUUUUUGAUAAAGGUCAAUCAUUUUUUUAAACUUUUAUGUAUAGUUGUGUUAUAAUUUAGUUAAAUUCUAGGCUACUCUUGUACAGAACAUUGUUAAGGAGGUAUUCUGUAAGGUGGACUCAGCGAUAUAACAUAGAUGCAAAAGGCAAACAGCAUAGUGGGUCAAUUUCAGCGACAACUAAGAGCGCGCGGCUCAACAUCUCCGCUGUUUUGAUUCCCUGGCUACCGUGAAGCGAACUGUGUACAUGAGCAGAUACUGUGUGAGAGCCUUGUAUCCGUUCAUCUCAGUAUCUGCUGUGCUGCUGGUGGCAAUGUCAUUUUUCUGAGUUUACCUUUAAGACUGUUCACUAGAUUACAGGGAUGUAAAAUGAAAGUGCAGUGUUCUCGAAUGGUGCUGCUUGAUUUUUGGCAUGUAAAGAGAACCAAAUUGUAGCCCUCACUUUUCCUUCUUGCAUGUUUUCUUGUUGCCUGGCUACCCAGACUUGGUCUGGCCAAACGCUACGGCCACGGACGUUAUUUUUUCUCCACUAUCAGUCUGGACCUGAGUACCUCCCCAACCCUUCACCGAAUGCGAACACAUUUGGGGCUGUCUGAUUGGGCCAGAGCCAGAACACACGUGGAUAAAGCAUCCAGUUAGAAAAGGUGUAAUUGACUUUGAUACUCUGAUUGGUUAGAGAUGAUCCAAUCGAUGAAGACUUUGUUUUGUACAACGCCCCUCAUCGCCACCACAAGACUUCAAUAGAUGCUGUAAAGAGGUCACUGGAAAGCAGACUUUGGGGGAAUAGAAGGUUGCCAGAUUGGUGCACAGUCAAAAAAUCUGAUCUAACAAAGUGCAUAUUCGUCAAAUCCGUCGUGAUUGAUGUAUUGUAACAGGCCCACUGGUUACUAAAGUCUGAUUUGGAUUUAUUUGGCUGCAUAGCAUUUAGAAGUAGUCCCUUUUCAGGUUUAGAGGUGACUGCUAAAUACUAACUCCUGUUGGUAUAAGCUGGUAGCAUACAAUAAAACUUGAAUUAAACGCUGAGUCUCAAA